GUCUAGACGCUUGUUUCCGUCAGAAAGUCUCACUUCUUCUUACUCAGCCAUCUUUAUGCUGAGUGCACUUGAAGCCAAGUCAAGAUGCUGUGCCAUGUCAUCAUAGUAGCAGGUGCUGUCCUGUUUCUUACCUAUGGCGAUGUAACUCAAGCAACAGGCGGUUGUGGGUCCGACUGGGUCCAACUGAACUCUGCUUGUUAUUAUGUGUCCCGGACUUCUGCCAACUGGUCAACAGCUCAGACUUAUUGCAGAGAAAAUGGAGGCACCUUGCUAUCAUCAAACUACCAAAAGGAGCCAAUUCAAAUACUGUGGAACAUGACGAGGGAGAACCAACAAUGGUGGGUGGAGAUGCAAAAGACCUCUGCAGUCACGGCCAUGUGGAAAUGGCUUGAUUCUGCAUCAAACUUGUCAAACGAAACCACACCGUGGGACAGGAGCGAGUCUACCGAUGGCGAGGACACCAGAGACUGUGCAGAGAUGGACUACAGCGGUCUGCUGAAUGAUGUCCAGUGUAACUCUUCUCUCUACUUUGUCUGUGAGAAACGGGCAGCGAGCAAUGCAAAUGGAUGUGGUGGUACAUGGCAUCUGCUGAGUGGUGUUUGCUAUCAGUACUUCACACACACUCUGUCGUCAUGGGAUGCACAGAAGAGUUGCCAGGACAAAGGAAGUGAACUCUUGUCUAUCAGCUCUAUAGACGAGCAGAAAGGAAUGCUAUCAUGGUUAAGAAAGAGGAGCAAAAGGUGGUGGGUGGGACUGCAAAGGACUCCGCUUCGUAGCAACACGUGGAAGUGGGUAGAUUCAACUGUAAACUUUUCAGACCAUGUCACACACGACAAGAACGGAAGAGAAGUACUGUGGUAUAGACUGGCUUCUGUUCAAUCAUGGUUGCUACAAGCUGUCAACAAACACUCGGUCAUGGUCUGAUGCCAGAAAGGAAUGCCAGAGAUACAAAGCCGACUUGCUCUCCAUCAAUUCUUUAGAGGAACUAGAAAUUAUACGAAAAGAGAUAAGAAAGACGAGUGUCCGCUGGUGGGUAGGGUUGAGAAGAAUUUCACCAACACACUCAAGUCACGUCAGG
Molecule: messenger RNA, 1078 nt
Organism: Pomacea canaliculata
Lineage: Eukaryota; Metazoa; Mollusca; Gastropoda; Architaenioglossa; Ampullariidae
Product: C-type mannose receptor 2-like
Exons: 8
Coding region: 85-924 (279 amino acids)
Source: RefSeq, a predicted model, not a curated record